Molecule: messenger RNA, 2258 nt
Organism: Microstroma glucosiphilum
Lineage: Eukaryota; Fungi; Basidiomycota; Exobasidiomycetes; Microstromatales; Microstromataceae
Exons: 2
Source: RefSeq, a predicted model, not a curated record
UGUAGCUCCUAAACCUCCUCAUCAACGUCAGUCUCACCCAAAGGUCCGCAUAUAGCCCGUCUGAUCGAUCUGUGACCAUCGCUCGCAAUCGGGACAGAAGCAAAUCCUCUUAGUCGGAAUCCCAUUCCCCCCGCAGCCUGUACACUCCUGGCUCUGGCCAAGCUGAGGAGCGCAAGACGCUCGCGUCUCUCCAGUCAGGAUGGACCGGCGACGUCAGGUGCUAUCCUACUCUGAUGCCCUAGCUGCUCCAUCGGGUGACGUCGACCUGGAGGCUCCUCUACCAUCGCUUCGACCUAAUGGCGUAUCGUCAAGUGCUUCGACUUCGCGCCUUUCAAAGCCCAACAAUGAGGUUCACUCUCCCUACGAGAUGUCCUGGCCACAGGCGCCUUUGUAUUCCGCCCCUCAGCCUCAACAGCGUGUCGAGCCCCUGACGUUGGCUCCAUUACCAGCGUAUGUUCCUGGACCAGCUUCUGCUACCUAUCCUCCGCCUCCUCAUCAUCUGCAUCAUAAUGGCCCUCACUCUUCACCUUACCCCGGACCUGCGUUCGCGCCUCCCUACUACAGCGGCCCACCACCUCCGAUGACGGCGCCGUAUCAGCAAUCUUCCCAAUUCCAACUGAACAGCCAUCCUUAUCCGCCAGCGCCUUACGUUGCGCCAGCGUCUGCAUCCGCUAUUCCCACGGGCCCAAAAGGCUGGGUCGGACGACAGUCGCAGCUGGUAUCAUCGGGAGCAGGACCCUCCUCAUACCACUAUCAUGACAGUGGUCCCGGCUCGUUCCCACGCCGUCGCUAUGGGACUCCGACCUUCACAGCUCGGAGGCCGAAUUUUCCUUCGCAAACCGGUCGAGUAGUGAUUGAAGACUGUGAUGCCUCAAGUGACGAAGAGGAUGAUGCAGACGAGGUGGGUGAGACUUCGAGUCAAUCACUCCGAAAAUCCAUUCGUAGCAAGACACUUGAGGAUGUUGCCAUCUUGUGGAAGAAAGCGCAGGGAGUACCGCCAGCUUUGAUCUCUGCAACCGGUAGCGGGAAUUCAUCGCCGGCUCCCCACUCGGCUGAGAGUACAGAGUACGAGAAGAAGCAAGCCCAGAUCAAGAUGAUGACGGAAAAGAUCAGACAGCUUGAAGCAGCGAGGAAGAAGGCUAGAGAAGCAGUGACAGUAGAACUCGGCGAGCAGCAGGAAGUCAGACAGAAUGGAGCUCCUACACCUUCUGUGCCUGCAAUCGAAUCGGUUCCCGAUGCCAUCAUUGGGGACCAGGUCGUGAUGGCUGCUUUGCCAGUCGAGUACGGUGGGAGCAUCUCGAAAGGCGCUGAAAGUCCCGUAGAGUCUGGUCAACCCAAAGAUUCCUUCGCCUCUUCGUCGGCGGAACCGUCGGCAUCGACUUCGUCGCAGCCCUCUCCGAAACCCCUUCAGCCAGCGGAAGGCAGCACGGCGCAAUCUAAUUCGCCGUCAUCGGCUCCUACAACGCUACGCAAGCCGAGCGAGGACCUCGAAGAAGGAGAGUACGCCGAGGGCACCGAGACUGCGUCCGCCUCCCCCUCGGCUCCUUCCACCAGAAAGCUCGUCCUAAAUCCUCAACUUGCCGAGCAGAAGAGGAAGCUGCUCGAGGCUAUGAAGAGGAAGACCAAGAGCGAUCCGGUGAUGUCAGACGAGACCCUUCCUUCACCAAUCAUUCUGAAGAGGAAGGCUGACGAUGAGGCAGAUCUGAGUACAGCGCCCGAUGUCGAACCAUCGAUAUCAGUGUCAGCUCCCGCGCCCGCAUCGGACGCUACGUUUGCUGAACCCCAAAUCGCACCUGCCGAGGAGAUUAGCUCCAAACGGCUCAAGAGGCAAAGAAAGAAGGCUAGGCAGAGGGCAGCUGCAGCUGCCCUCUCCGAGACGUCAAGCGCUCGGAAGUCUGGGGGCGAAGUCGAAGAUUCAAAGAGAGAGGAAGUCGACAAGUCAGAGGUAAGCCGGCCUUCCACAGGCCGCUCACAGGAGGACCAUCCAAUAUGUUGCCAUACGGUGCAUCUGAGGUCUCUGCUUGGGCUGGGGAUAUUGACCUAACCUUUCUCCCUUCUAUUCUUCCCGAUCCGUCGUCGUCGUCAUCACCUUCCUCAUCCCGUUUUGCACCCGUCUGUAGCUCACCCUGCAGUCCGCCACAGCCGAGUCUGUCCCUUCCUCGUCAUCCAACAUGUCGAUCUCUCCUUCCUCGUCUAUCUCCCCUCCACACGCUACUCAAGCUACGCUCCUCAAAGGCCAGGUCUCUCCGCAGGCAGCA